ACAAGUCCACCUGAUAUCUCAAAUUUCCUCCUCUCAUUGGACCUCUUCCCUCCGCCUUGUGAGACAAGCCCCCAUAACAAUAACAUCAUCCCCCAGUCUUAAAAGGUGAAUUCACCAAAAGAAAGCUUCUUGUUGAGUAGAGAGAGCAGACGCGAAGAUUAAAGAAAGAAAUGGCUUCAACUUCAGCUGUUUCAAUGGCCAUGCCAUUAACUCAUGCGAGCCGAAAGGCGGCCCCAACCUCCGAGGCUUUCUUCAAGCCACUCCCAGUGAGGCCAUCUAAGGCUAUUGCGGCGGCAUCAAGAUGCAAUGGUAGGUUUCAAGUCAAGGCUUCAUUGAAGGAGAAGGUAGUCACUGGAUUGACAGCAGGUGCACUCACGGUUUCCAUGGUGAUCCCAGAGGUAGCCGAAGCUGCUGGGCCUGGGGUUUCUCCGUCUCUCAAUAACUUCUUGCUCAGCAUUGUGGCUGGUGGAGUUGUGCUUGCUGCCAUUGCCGGUGCAGUGGUAGGAGUCUCCAAUUUCGACCCGGUCAGGCGGAGUUAAGAGAUGUAUAAUCCUGAGAUUGCUUGGACUUCUUUUUACAAACUUUAUGUCAUAAAUCUGUGUUUCAAUGAAGAUGUGCGUCUUUUGUGUGUUU
This is a messenger RNA of Populus trichocarpa (black cottonwood), 633 nucleotides long. RefSeq lists its product as uncharacterized. Gene Ontology annotation, biological process: photosynthesis. Gene Ontology annotation, cellular component: membrane; photosystem II. The record is from RefSeq and is a predicted model, not a curated record. Lineage: Eukaryota; Viridiplantae; Streptophyta; Magnoliopsida; Malpighiales; Salicaceae. The transcript has a single exon. The coding region runs from base 171 to 539 and encodes 122 amino acids.